Molecule: messenger RNA, 1098 nt
Organism: Fimicolochytrium jonesii
Lineage: Eukaryota; Fungi; Chytridiomycota; Chytridiomycetes; Spizellomycetales; Powellomycetaceae
Exons: 10
Coding region: 1-1098 (365 amino acids)
Biological process (GO): potassium ion transmembrane transport
Cellular component (GO): membrane
Molecular function (GO): voltage-gated potassium channel activity
Source: RefSeq, a predicted model, not a curated record
AUGAGUUUGCCCACGAGCGCUACUCCUUCAUCAGACUGGCGGACGCAAGAUACUGACGAGGCAAGAAGAAGAGGGAGGCCGCGCGCCAACACCUCCAAUUCCGCGAACCUUCCCAGUUACGGAAACGUGAAAUGGAACUUGAAGGACCGGCCUACGGAGUCGCCGAAGCGUAGGGAAAGCGACUCGGACGCAGAUAACGGAAAUGAGGACGAACUCGAGGCUAUAGAGGGCGAUGUGUUUGGGGACUCGGACGAGGACCUGGACGAGGACCGCUCUCAGCAGCAGUCAGUAGCGAGCUAUAGGCACUCGGCUGGGAACCUGCCAACUACCGCUCGGUCUCCAGUUCGGUCAGAUACAGAUUGGACCCAACAUCCGGUGUGGAAAUACAACAUCACCGUGAUACUGGAAAACAAAUGGGUCAAGCGCUUGUUCUUGGCCGCCCUCCUUAUAUCGGUGAUCACGAUGUGCCUCGGAACUGUGGAUGCGAUUCUGAGAGAUCCGGCUCUAGUCACGCUGGUAUAUGGAAUCGAAGCCACAUGUCUGUCGUCUUUUACGGUCGAAUUACUACUUCGAUGGGCCGCAGCGACGAAUAUUCGACAAAUAUUCAGCAUCCAACGCCUUAUCGAUGUAUUGACAGUACUGCCUUUUUACAUCGAUGUUGUCCGCGCGAUUCACACUCACCGUGCUCUGCCGGAAACUGCGUACGCAAUCGAAACCGGGGCCUGGGUGCGAAUUUUGGAUCUCGUAAAGCUCUUAAGAUUAUUCCGAUUCUUUCCCAAGAGCAGCAAGUUGAUGUUGAUGUGGCGCGCAUUCUCACAAUCAUUGGAAGGUCUUUGGGUCCUGUUCCUCUCCCUCCCGCUUCUCAUCAUCACGUUUUCCACGAUGAUAUUCUAUGCGGAGCAAACUGCGGAAUUCUGGGAUGAAAAUGCCCGAUUAUGGUUUUAUGAACAUUCUGAGCCUUUGAAAGUUUCGCCGUUCCAAUCAAUCCCCGAAUGCUUCUGGUUCGUAAUAGUGACGCUGACGACCAUUGGAUAUGGCGAUGUGGUUCCGGCAACGUUCCCUGGACGAUUAAUUGCUGGAGCUUUGAUGAUCAUGUAA